UAUAACAAAUGUUGUUGUGUCGUCGCGUUGCUGUGCGCCAUAUUUUGCUUUCUUGAGUCUAGCGAUUCGAACCGAUACCACAGUCGUUAUUAAGAAGUGAUUGUGGCCUCACGCGCCUAAUUCGUUCGCUCCAAACUUAACGCUCUGCAAAAGUUUUUAACUUUUAAAUAAAAAAAAAAUAUUUAAUCGAAUAUAUAUUUUUUUUGUUUUAAUUAAAUCGUUGGUGCUGUAAAUUAAUUUUUAACCAAUUCAUUAACAAUUAAAUUAGAAAAUAAAUUUAGACAAAAUGAAAUUUUUAAACAUUGCCCUGCUUUUUGUAAUUUUUGCCGUAGCCUGCAGCUUAACUUUUGCACAGGACGAACCAUCAGCAAAACGUAUAGCACUCAGACGCCCUGUUGGUAAAGCGGUUAAGACUUCAACAACAACAGCAGCACCACCACCAUCAGCUGAGGGUCAAGAUGGUGAUUAUGCAGAUGAAAAUCCAGAGGAGCAAUAUAGCGAUGAAGGUGAUGAGGCAUCACAUUCAAGCACUACAACAACAACCACAGAGGCACCAAAAAGAAUCGGUCCAGUAAUACGUCCAUUCCGUUCAAACGAUGAUUUCUUAAAUUCACUUAAACGUCGUCAAAUGAAUGCAAAGAAACACAGAGAUGAAAAGCCUGUACCAAAAAUUAAACAGACACAAGUAGCUGAAAAUGGCGGUGAGGCGGAAGAAUCAGCACCAGCACCUGCACCAGCGCCCACAAAAAGUUUCAAAGGCAACCCAGCAUUGAGCCGUCGUAAGUUCACAAAACCCGGAAAAGCAGAAGCACAACCUGAAGAUGCUGGUGCCGAAGAGCCAGAACAAGAAGAAAAGGAAGACUUCAAACCAAAACGUCCACAAGGUCGUUUGGCUUUAAGGAGACGUACUUAAAUUAUUUUAAAUAACUUUAAAAACAAAAUUUAAUUAAAUUUAAAACUUAACAUUUUCUCUGUGUUAUUCGAUUGUGCAACAUUUUUUUUUAUAAAAAGCAACAAUUUUAUUUAAAUAA
Messenger RNA from Teleopsis dalmanni, 1031 nucleotides. Its product is annotated as nucleolin 2-like. Lineage: Eukaryota; Metazoa; Arthropoda; Insecta; Diptera; Diopsidae. The record is from RefSeq and is a predicted model, not a curated record. The transcript has 4 exons. The coding region runs from base 287 to 913 and encodes 208 amino acids.